AUGCAAACGUGCUAAUAACGUGAAAUAAUUAACGCUCGCUAACGUUAACGUUACAAGACCUCUCUGGCUAUGCGGAGUGGUGGUGUUUGCUGCGGCAUGUAACCUUUUGCGAAUGUGUCUUCAGUCAUAAGCUCCUUGCCAUGGUAUCUUAUAAGAGGCUGAGCCCAGAGGAGGUGCACUUUUCUGGUGCUCCUCUUCUGGAGCCUCCUCCUGAUGAUUCUGGGAACAGUGCGGUGAGAGCUGAAGAUCCAGAGCUUCCUCUGCUAGCCCGGAGACCACAAUGUUCCUCCACCACCGCUCUUUUGACCCUAGGAGGGCUUAUUCUUGUCGUCCUUGCCAUCUGGUUAUUGGGAACUGUACUUUGGCUACGGAGUCCUCCUUCCUCAGAAGUCCACAAACCUCUGACACCAGUGGGCCCUUCAAGCCAGACCAGGGGGCAGGGAGGUGGGACACAGCAGCCAGAGGCCUGCUCCCUUAUUGCAGAGGCUUGGAGGUUCGACUGCUACCCAGAGAGAGGCGUUGUGGUAACCGAGGAGAUGUGUCAUGCCAGGAAUUGUUGUUUUGUGCAUGACUCAAAGGCCCGCCCACCGGGGCAGAACGGAGUGCCAUAUUGCUUUUAUCCACCAGACUUUCCAUCUUAUGAGCUGGUGGCCAUCAAUGACGUGGAGAUGGGUUAUACGGGGAAACUGAUCCGUACACAGAAGACCUACUACCCUAAGGACAUAGAGACAUUGCAGUUUGAUGUGCUAUACGAGUCCAACAACCGACUGCGCAUGAAAAUAACAGACCCAGCAAAUGAGAGGUAUGAGGUGCCCAUUGACGUGCCUGUGGUGAAAACAAGGGCUCCAAAUCCAAUGUAUACUGUGGAGUUCAUCAAAAAACCGUUUGGGCUCAUUGUCAAGAGGAAACAAAACGGCGCUGUUUUGUUGAACACUACAGUGGCCCCACUCUUCUAUGCGGAUCAGUUCCUGCAGAUGUCCACGUCGUUGCCAUCCACUUUUGUCUAUGGUCUGGGUGAGCAUCGCUCCAACCUUCUGCAUGAUGUGCAGUGGAACACACUCACCAUGUGGGCUCGUGAUGCAGCACCUGUGGAGUUGACUAACCUUUAUGGUGCUCAUCCGUUUUCCCUUCUUAUGGAGUCUGAUGGACUGGCGCACGGGUUGUUUCUACUCAACAGCAAUGCUAUGGAUGUUGUUCUCCAACCGGCACCAGCACUCACAUGGCGCACCGUUGGGGGAAUACUGGACUUGUAUGUCUUCCUGGGGCCUGAUCCAGCUUCUGUGAUCGGAGAGUACUUGGAGGUCAUAGGAAAGCCUGCCAUGCCUGUGUACUGGGCACUGGGAUAUCACCUUUGUCGCUGGGGCUAUGACUCCAGUAAUAAAACAUGGGAGGUCGUGAAAGAAAUGAGGAACUAUGGCAUACCCCAGGAUGUACAGUGGAAUGACAUUGACUACAUGGACAAUGCCCUAGACUUCACCUACAACCCUGUGAACUUCUCAACCCUGCCUAAUCUUGUGAAUGACCUUCACAUAAAUAACCAGCACUAUGUCAUGAUUCUGGAUCCUGGUAUAAGCAGUACACAGCCUGCUGGUUCUUAUUGGCCUUUUGAUGAGGGAAUAAGGAAAGACAUCUUCAUCAACAACUCCAGUGGAGACCUGCUUAUUGGGAAGGUCUGGCCCGGACUCACGGCUUUCCCAGACUUCUCUAACCCAGACACACAUGAAUGGUGGUACCAAAACCUUCAGAAAUUUCACAGCAAAGUUCCAUUCGAUGGGCUGUGGAUUGAUAUGAAUGAACCGUCCAAUUUUUUUGAUGGGUCUGUGAAUGGCUGCCCUGAAAAUGAAUUAGAAACCCCUCCUUACACACCAGGUGUUCUGGGGGGCACUCUGAGGGCUAAGACAGUGUGUGCAUCUGCACAGCACAAAACCACCUCUCACUACAAUGUGCACAGCUUGUAUGGGCUCAUGGAGGCCAAGGCUUCAGCAAGCGCUUUGAAGAGGAUCCUGGGGAAGCGUCCAUUUGUGAUUUCCCGCUCCACGUUUCCGAGUCAGGGCUUGUACUCCGGCCACUGGCUUGGGGACAAUAGGAGUCGAUGGAAAGAUUUAUACAUGUCCAUUCCAGGCAUGCUGACCUUUAACCUUUUGGGCAUUCCGCUGGUGGGAGCAGACAUAUGUGGCUUUUCAGACAAUAGCACCGAAGAGCUCUGUGUGCGCUGGACUCAGUUGGGCACAUUCUACCCGUUAAGCAGAAAUCAUAACACCAAAGAAUCACAGGCUCAGGAUCCGACCAUGUUCAGUCCUGCAGCGCGCGCAGCAAUGAAGGAAGCCCUCCUGCUGCGCUAUUCCCUCUUCCCCUUCCUCUACACACUCUUCCACCAUGCCCACCUCAAUGGACACACGGUUGCCAGGCCUCUGUUUUUUGAAUUUCCUUUGGAUAACAAAACAUAUAGUAUAGAUAAACAGUUCCUAUGGGGGAAGAGUUUAUUGGUGACACCAGUUUUGGAGCCAGGAGUGGAUUAUGUUGUUGGCUACUUGCCCAAGGGCGUCUGGUAUGACUUUUACACGGGCGAGUCAUUGGUCAGCAAGGGUGAAGAGGUCAAGCUUCAUGCACCUCUGGACAAAAUCAUUCUGCAUCUGAGAGAAGGAACCAUCACACCGACACAGAGACCCAACACUACUCUGUGGGUGAGCAGUGGACAGCCCUUGCACUUGAUCACGUGUCUUAGUGAAGAGGGCCUGGCAGAGGGAGAUCUCUUUUGGGACGACAGAGAUUCCCUCGACACAUACGAGACUGGCCACUAUGCCUAUAUCACCUUUAAACUGAGAAAGAACACAAUGACCUCAGAGGUGGUGCACAGUGAUGUGGAGGCCACGUACAUCACAGUGGAGAUGGUUUCGUUUUAUGGUGUGAACACCAAGCCGAACAGUGUCAUCGUGAACUCACAAGAAGCUGAAUUCAGCUACACAGCCAAUCAGGUGUUGACUGUAGAAGACUUGGGUCUCAACCUUGGUCAGAACUUCACCAUCAGAUGGAUGUAAUCUGAAAUGAAUUGGUGAUUAGAAGGUAGAACCUGGAAUCCAUCAGCAUCUUGGGACAUGAGGUUCAAGUGCUUGGUCUGUAUCUUCUGAUUGUAAUGCCUCAUAGCUGAAAUGUGACUUAAGUACACUUGAGAACAGUGAUUGACUGAUCGAUAGGUUCAGUAACAGUAAAUUUAUCUCUUGGAGAUGAUCUCAAACGUUCAGAUUAAUAAGUCUGAUCACUGUUGGUCUUUGUAAUUUCUGGUUUUACUGUUUUUCUUUUUUACUUGAAAACCAAGAGAAAAUCUGUGAAUGGUACUACAUACUAGUGUAUUUGACCUAACAUAUAUGUAGGUCAAGAGAAACAUUUAUCUAAUGACUAUUUAUUAUUGUCCUGGCAUUCAGGGGAGGGGGCUUGUGCAAUACAUUUAAAGGGCAGCAAAUGACACUUCUGAACAUGUGAAAUUUCGUGUCUAAUGACUUUGUAACCAGCCUUGUUUUCCAGGCAUAUGGGUUAGUUGCUUCAUUUACAGAAGAAUCAGAGUAUUGGAUCAUAUUAACAGCCAGAGGCAAUGAUGUUACCAUCAUUUUACACUGCUGUUUGUGUAAUCAUACUUUUAGGAGAGUUGCUCUGAGUUGUCCCAGACACUCAUAAUUACAUGCUGUUGGAUUGGAUCAUGGUAGACUGUAUACUUACUCUUUACUUAAGCUUAAUUGCACUAAUGUAACUAAUGUAUAGAUGACAGUGUACAACUGUUGCAUGUUUAAAUGUCAUCAAUGCCAGUGGCUUACAGUUUGUCUGGGAAUGAGCCUGUGAACCAUUUAAAAUCAACAAGGAGAAGGACUGAAAAUACAUGCAACACGUUGGUGAGAAUUUCUGACAUUACAUAUUUCAUCAUGAAACACUGUGCAGUAGUUUGAAAGGCUUAAUAAGGGUGUGUAUUUAGGUCACUUGCAAGAGGUCUCAGCUUACAUAGCACAUUGUGCCUUAUAAUGCUUCAAAACUGAUUUACUGUGAAGUUGCUUUAUUUUGAAUGUACAAAGUGGAGAGCUGCUUCUAAAAUCACAAUUGGGCAGUCUGCUACACCUAAAUAAGAAUAUCUUGGCAUUUAGAUUGAAAAAUUACUGUGCAUGCAUGCAUGCAUGCAUACAUAUAUAUACAUACACACACCAAAUUAGGAUUAAACAAAAUGCACGCUUCAUAUUAUUUGCAAAUCUACUAAUUUCCUCUUUUACAUUUAUUGGGUUUACAGUGUUGCAAUACAGUGAUUAGCCUCAGUUGUGAUGUGCUACAUUGUACUUCUAAUCACUUAGUAGUGUGUGCAUGUUUUCAGACUUGAUUAUUUUAGCUUUGAAAAUCUUUAAAGUAUUAAAGGGUAGAGAGUAAUAUGCAUUAAGGCUGUGUUCCCAAAGAUUCCAUUUGAAUUUUCUGUUCUAUAUGUUCUUGCUGUUUGAUUGUAUUUAAAUGUGAUCUUGUUUAGCUCCAGCAAAAUGCACUCCAUGUUAUGUACCUUUUGUGUAUCUCUCCACCUCACUGGAUUAGCAUGUGAAAAUGCUGAAAACAUAACCACAUCUGUUCUCACAUUCAUCUCUCAAGAUUGAUAUUUUAGUCAAAUAGUGAAAUUUGUUCUGAUGACCCUAGGGUGUGUUGUUCAAUAAAACAUGCCUUGCUUAGCCUAUUUAAUUAGUA
Messenger RNA from Electrophorus electricus (electric eel), 4707 nucleotides. RefSeq names its product alpha glucosidase 2 (gene gaa2). Gene Ontology annotation, molecular function: alpha-1,4-glucosidase activity; carbohydrate binding. Lineage: Eukaryota; Metazoa; Chordata; Actinopteri; Gymnotiformes; Gymnotidae. Gene Ontology annotation, biological process: carbohydrate metabolic process. The record is from RefSeq and is a predicted model, not a curated record.